Aphis gossypii (cotton aphid) is the source of this 1437-nucleotide messenger RNA. RefSeq lists its product as uncharacterized. Gene Ontology annotation, molecular function: catalytic activity. The transcript has a single exon. Bases 1 to 1437 code for a protein of 478 amino acids. Lineage: Eukaryota; Metazoa; Arthropoda; Insecta; Hemiptera; Aphididae. The record is from RefSeq and is a predicted model, not a curated record.
AUGACGUCAUUUAUCCAGUGUAACCUCAAUCACUGUAGCGUGGCGCAAGAUCUUAUCGUCCAGUACAUGAUUGAGGAGAAGAUAAGCAUCGCAUUCCUAAGCGAUCCUUAUAGGGUGAACGCAGACUCUAGUGCCUGGCUUGCCGGUUCGGGACCAAGCAAAGCAGCCAUAUACAUCGCGGGCGACGGAGCGACUAUAGCCAACGUGCUGACGGAUCCAGAAUUCGUUUCCGCACGCAUAAACGGCGUUCAGAUGUUCAGCUGCUACGUGUCUCCGAACCAGCCUCUUGAGGACUUCACUGACUUUCUCCAACGACUGGAAGACAGUGUCAGGACCGUCCCUCAUGAUGUGCCGGUGCUAGUCACCGGAGACUUCAACGCCAGGUCCACAGCCUGGGGAGACUGGGUCAGCAACGCGAGAGGCGAAGAAUUGGGCAUGCUGAUCGAGUCGCUGGACUUCGUCAUUAUGAACUCGGGUUCCAUUCCCACAUUUUCAAGAGGGGCUGGCUCUGUAAUAGAUCUGACACUGGCAUCAGAGUCAUUAGCCAGGCGACUUAGCGGCUGGAGGAGGGUCAUGGAGUCUGUAUUCAACAAUAGCGAUCACCAUUACAUCCGCUUUUAUCUCAGUGGUAGCACUCCAAACCAGCCGCAACCGGCCGGCAGAGACCCCCAUGGAUGGAACACGUCCGGUGGGAUAGACGCUGAAGCCUUCUGCACCGGACUGUCAAUUGCAGCAUGGCUUGACGGAUUCCAUCAUCGUGAUAACCAAGAGGCUGAGGCCGGAGCCUUGACUUUUCGGUCAAGAGUUACUGCAGCAAGCGACUUUGCAUUGCCCAAACGGGGGAUUGCAAAGCCAGGGAGGCCGCCUGUCCAUUGGUGGAACGCGGAAAUCGGUACCCUUCGUGCGGAAUGCGUUAGGGCUAAAAGAAGCAAGGUCAGAAUGGUAGCCCGCAUAGCACGCCUGCGGGAGCGGAUUGUGGGAGACUUUGACGUGGACCGAGCUAACGCUGAACUUGAGAGGACCAACGACGCGUUCACCACGGCCAAGAAGCGGCUAAAACACGCGAUUUCUCGGAGCAAAAAAGCCUGCUGGCGCGAGCUCAUCGCCUCUGUAGACAGGGAUCCAUUUGGAAAACCCUACAAGCUAGUGAUGCGCAAACUUAAGGGACCACCGGCGACCGCCACCAUGGAGCGCCAGACUCUGGAGAAUGUCAUCAGUACUCUUUUCCCACCACAUGAACAUAGACCUGUCAGCGUCACAAUUCCAGGGGAGCCAAUCGUGGAAUUCACCACAGAGGAAGUCGAUACAGUCGUUGACAGAGCCAAGAGGAAGAACACAGCCCCGGGUCCGGAUGGUAUCACCAGUCGCAUACUGGCGGUCGUACACAAGGCCAACACUCGUACCUACAUUAGUAGAGCUGUUCAACAACUGCCUUAA